UCGGCGGAGCUCCCGGGCCCGGGCUUGGCGAUGUUUGGGACUGUGGUCGUCGGGGUUGGGAUUGCUGGAUCGGUGCGGAUCAGAGACUUGCUGAAUCCUUUGCCUUCCAGUCCUGCAGAGCAGCUUAAACUUGUGGGCUUUGUAUCUAGGAGAUCGCUAAGCAAUGUUCACAACGUCGAUCAAAUCAGCUUACAAGAAGCUCUCGACAGCAAGGAGAUCCACGCUGCUGUCAUCAGCACCGAUAACAGAAACCAUGAGGAGAGCAUUCGGAUGUUCCUGGAGGCUGGAAAACACGUCCUUGUGGAGUACCCGAUGGCAUUAUCCGCAAAGGCAGCACAUAAGCUCGGGGAGAUGGCAGAGCAGAAAGGUAAAGUUCUCCACGUGGAGCAUAUCGAACUCCUGACAGAGGAGUACAAGCAACUGAAGAAGGAGGUGGAGGGGAAGGAGCUUGUGAAGGGAACGCUGCACUUCACAGGCGGUCCAUUGGACGAAGAGCGUUCAGGGUUUCCAGCUUUCAGCGGGAUCGCUCGCCUGACUUGGCUGGUUGACCUUUUUGGGGACCUCACUGUCAUGUCUGCUGUGAGGGAAGAGGAAAAAGAGAGGAAUUACUCCAGGAUGACUGUGCACUUUCAGACGGCAAACAAGAGGCCUCUGACUUGGAUUGAAGAGAGGGCGCCGGGAAUGAAACGUGAUAAGACCAUCAACUUCUGCUUCAAAAGCGGGUGCUUAGAACGCCUCCCUGAAGCCCCCCAUGCGGCUGUUGGCCUCUUCAUGCAAGAUCUCAUCCUCUUUGCCAAAAAACUCUUGGGCCAGGUUUCCAAAGAGAAACUGGCAGCAGAGAAGAGGCGGGUUCUGCGGUGCCUUGAUCUGGCAGAGGAAAUUCAAACACACUGUGAGCAGACACCCAAAAUCUACUCUUGA
Euleptes europaea (tarantolino) is the source of this 921-nucleotide messenger RNA. It is a transcript of the gene BLVRA, whose product is annotated as biliverdin reductase A. Gene Ontology annotation, biological process: heme catabolic process. The coding region runs from base 31 to 921 and encodes 296 amino acids. NCBI's taxonomy places the organism in Eukaryota, Metazoa, Chordata, Lepidosauria, Squamata, Sphaerodactylidae. The record is from RefSeq and is a predicted model, not a curated record. Gene Ontology annotation, cellular component: cytoplasm. The transcript has 7 exons. Gene Ontology annotation, molecular function: biliverdin reductase [NAD(P)H] activity; nucleotide binding; zinc ion binding.